This is a messenger RNA of Manduca sexta (tobacco hornworm), 1192 nucleotides long. RefSeq lists its product as uncharacterized. Gene Ontology annotation, molecular function: DNA binding. Gene Ontology annotation, biological process: RNA polymerase I preinitiation complex assembly; transcription elongation by RNA polymerase I; nucleolar large rRNA transcription by RNA polymerase I. Gene Ontology annotation, cellular component: RNA polymerase I complex. The transcript has a single exon. The record is from RefSeq and is a predicted model, not a curated record. The coding region runs from base 92 to 1165 and encodes 357 amino acids. Lineage: Eukaryota; Metazoa; Arthropoda; Insecta; Lepidoptera; Sphingidae.
ACAAGAGAAACGUCAAUCGCAUAUUCCAAUGUUUGUGUUCGCCUAACCUAAAAAAUACAUGAAAACAGAAAAAGUCUAAACACGCCUCAAAAUGGCUCAAUUACAGAUCGACGAGGUAUAUCCGAAAGAAAAUCUGUACCCUUUAGUGAUAAACUUCCAAAACGCGUACUUGAAUGACAAUUUUAGUGAGCAAAAAUGUCUAUUACUCGAAAAUAAUGAAACUUCUAAGAAGAACGUGGUAACGGAGAUAUGCGAUCUCGUGUAUUCUGGCGAAGAGAAUGAGGAAAAACUGGGUAAAACUUUGUUAUUAGUACGAAAUAAAAACACUGGCAAAGUGAGGUUACUUGAGACAGGUAGCAUUGACAUGAAACCAUACAUAAAAACUGACUUAGAAGCCGUACAACUGCAGGAAACAUCGUAUUUGGAGCUCAGCAGGAAGUUCGGGUCUAAAAAGCAUAAAAAAGUAGUUGAACAACGUGAAAAAUUAAAAGUUAAUGUAGAGACGGUCACCGAGCAGAUGCAAAAUAUAAGUCAGAAUAUAACUGAAGACCAGUUGGAUUUAUCUACUUAUAAUAAAACUGAUGAGGAUUCCUACAUACCUCCCAUCAACCGAGAGGCCACGGAAGCUUCCGGAGUCUACGAUAUAGACGCAAUACUGCCUGAAGAAUUAUAUGACAAGGUUUAUGAAGAAAUAGAAAAUUCAGACUACUUAAACGGCCUAAUACCCAUGAUAAAAGCGAUGACGACGAAAAAACUAACAAACAAGCAAAUCGUAUUAGCUGUAUACGCUAACUCUUUGUUAAACCUCUACAGUACUUUAAUGAGGGACAUAGUAAAAAAGAAUUUUGUUGCAUGCCAAUAUUCUGCGACAUUAAAUGAGAUAAUAUUAAAAAACUUCCUUGGUAUAUCGAAUUUGAAACGAAUACGGACUCCACAGAUGAAAGACAAGUCGUUAUGCCACGCAAUGGUGUUUUUACUAUUAAUUAACAAUCUAAAGUUUGACGUAGAAGAGUUGUGCCAACAAUUAAAGUUGACGAUGCGGACUGUUAUUACUAAAAUACAAGUUACUGGAGCAAGUAUAGUGAGCUUAAGUAGUAAGAAGGUGGCACAGUUAAAAUUACCAUUAAACAAGCCAGCUAUACGAAGAAAGAGUGCAAAGUUUUAAAUAAAUUAUUGUUAAUAUUUUGUUUUA